UUUCAAUUCUCUCUGCACAAACGACAAUGGAACAGAAAUCAUCACCCAGUCCGCCAGAGACCUGCCACCAUCCAUGGCACAAGCAGGUGCUCUAAUUUACAACAGCCUUCUAUACCUUUCUCAAGCACCAUUCUAUGACUCCCUGUCCUUGCCUACACACUUGACAUUCGAUGGCCUCCUCAGAGCACUUGUCUGGACCGACUCCGAGCGCUCCAGACCUGUCUACGAAGAAAGCAUUGAUACUCAAACCAGAGCACCAGCUGAUACCCGUCGCCUCAUCUUCCAAAGUCUCGCGACAACUUUUGACGGCAAGAAAUUGCCCUUUGAUGCGGAAUUCGCGAGGGUGCAGGGCGUUUGAUUACACUAGCGUAUUGAAUGGGGACAGUUGGAAGGUAUAUGCCAGGACGAAUUAUGACAAGGAUGGUGAUGAGAUAUUCCAUGAUUUGCUUGAUGUGUUAUAUGUCGUUUCUCAAUACCCACAGGUAGGGCGGGGUGGCGUUCCGCGAGAUGGGUUCCGGGAGUUUGCUAAGGAAUUUCGUUGAGAGCAGCCGGAGCAUCUUCACAAUUUGAGUAUCCCGCAGGAUGAAUUUCAGGCUUUGGUGAAGAUGCUUUUGAUUACACAGUUUGGGAAACCGGUUGCUCAGAUCGAGCAAGAUGCCAAUCUGGAUCG
Molecule: messenger RNA, 670 nt
Organism: Aspergillus ruber CBS 135680
Lineage: Eukaryota; Fungi; Ascomycota; Eurotiomycetes; Eurotiales; Aspergillaceae
Exons: 1
Coding region: 74-358 (94 amino acids)
Source: RefSeq, a predicted model, not a curated record